ACCACCAAUCACUUUGAACAACGAGCAGUUCGUGCGAAAUUCGGAUUUGGAACUUUGCAGGAAUCCAUAAGGAUGAUGGACACCCUUUCGGUCGUGGACCAGCUGAGGGACUUGGCCUCGGAGCCGCAGAACCGGGAGGCGAUAGUGCAGGACCAGGGUUGCCUCCCCGGCCUCGUUCUCUUCCUGGAUCACCUGGAUCCUCAGGUGCUCUUCUCCACUUUGCAGACUCUUCGUUACCUUGCGGAGGCUCCUCUCAACAGGGAGAGAAUGAGGAAAGAACUGGGUAUGAUGGUCAGCCUGGAAAAGCUGAUGGAGAGAGCUGACGGGCAGGAUGACAUUGGCAGUCUGGCCAAAGAGGUGUACGGUGUACUGAGCAGGUCCUUCACCACUGGGGGCCCCAAAAGCCCGGAGCGCUCGAGAAGAAUCAAAUCACAGUUCUUCAUCAACAGUUCCAACAAGAAGGCCAAGUCGGUGACUCUUCACAUAGAGGGACUUGACACUGUGGAUCACCGCGGUAUCUGUGAAGAUGCUCUGCUGAAGGUCAAGGGGGUCAUCAGCUUUACUUUCCAAACAGCGCUGAAGAGGUGUACUGUGCGCAUCCGUUCUGACCUGCCCACCGAAUGUUUAGCAUCUGCCAUUGCAGCCACCAGAGUGCUGACAGCGCAGCAGGUUGUGAAGAAUGAAGCAGGAGAAGAGAUUGUGAUUCCACUACGCUGCACAGCCCCCACUGUGGAGGAAAACACUCACCUGCCUGAUUACCUGCCUGAGGACGAGAGUCCGAAGCAUGAGCAUGACAGGGCGAUCUCUCGAACCACCACCAAGGGCGAGUCUAGCGGGAGCUGGCUCAACACUGCUGCCAGUUUCCUCACUAAGACAUUUUACUGGUGAAGCUGUAAUACCAUUUG
This is a messenger RNA of Scleropages formosus (Asian bonytongue), 905 nucleotides long. RefSeq names its product armadillo repeat containing 1, like (gene armc1l). The record is from RefSeq and is a predicted model, not a curated record. The transcript is spliced from 7 exons. Bases 73 to 888 code for a protein of 271 amino acids. Lineage: Eukaryota; Metazoa; Chordata; Actinopteri; Osteoglossiformes; Osteoglossidae. Gene Ontology annotation, molecular function: metal ion binding; protein binding.